Messenger RNA from Rhagoletis zephyria (snowberry fruit fly), 2874 nucleotides. RefSeq names its product organic cation transporter protein-like. Gene Ontology annotation, molecular function: transmembrane transporter activity. Lineage: Eukaryota; Metazoa; Arthropoda; Insecta; Diptera; Tephritidae. Gene Ontology annotation, biological process: transmembrane transport. The record is from RefSeq and is a predicted model, not a curated record.
UUACAAAAAUCUAAAAAUUCCCAUCAAAAGAACUAGGCAGAAAAUAUCUAAAUAUUAACCGAUAGCUAAAAAUUUUACGAGUAUGCCUUUGACGCCCAAAAAGAAUGAUCCACCGCUAUUAGAAUGCGAAACGCAUUUUUUUGUUUCGUUUCCGUUCCACCCUAAUGUACUUACAACUUAGUUAUACAGCCAGAUAAUUCCAAAAUGCAAUAAAGCGCAUAAGCAAAUCGCUAAAUCCUACCGUUUAUUUUCGGUGUGGCACAAUGAAACGCUCUAUUUAUUCAAGGAUUUACAGUACGGUUAGAAUAUUAUAAUUGAAAUAGAAAACCGGCUUCGCAGCAAUUACCAAAAGGUUUUGGCGUGGCAAUGGGUAGAGUCGCAAUAGUCGGAGCUCACACAGCAUACGAAAAUAUUGUAAAAUAAAAUUUUAAAAUCUCUAAUUGAUAAUUGGCAAAAUGGACUUCGACACAGUAUUGGAGAAAUGCGGCAAUUAUGGGCGCUAUCAGUUCGUGUUAUUGCUGUUAUAUGGCUGUACAAAUAUUCUAUCAUCGAUGCAUUAUUUUGCACAAACUUUAAUUAGUUUUACGCCAGAGCAUUGGUGCUAUCACGAAAAAUUAGCAAAUGCCAGCAUAUCAUACAUACGUAGCAUUUAUGGGCAAACAGCAAAUCCGCAAUGCACCCUCCUGGAGGAUAUCAUCGACGAUCAGCCGGUGGUCUCGGCGGUGGGAAACUGCAGAGAGUGGAUAUACGACUACGAAAGCGAUUACCGCAGCAUUACAACAGAUCUCAAAUGGGUAUGUGACGAUGCAUUCCAAGCUGCUGUGGGACAAUCGUUUUUCUUUGUUGGCUCCAUCAUUGGCACUAUAUUUUUCGGCUUUCUCGCUGAUAGAAUUGGUCGCUUACCAGCGUUGAUCUGCACUACACUAACCGGCGCUUUGGGUGAUUUCUUGACUUCCUUUGUCACUGCACUGCCAGCCUUUGCGCUAUUCCGAUUUUUUUCCGGACUGUCAACGGAUACCGUUUUCUAUCUCAUGUACAUAAUGGUUUUCGAGUACUUAAGUCCGCAAAAGCGCACAUUCGGUCUCAACAUCAUAACGGCCAUUUUCUAUUGCUUCGGCUUGAUACUGUCACCCUGGUAUGCCAUUUGGGUGGGCAGCUGGCGUUAUUACCUCUACGUGGCUUCGUUGCCUGCACUCAUUGUGCUCAUCUAUCCGAUCUUCAUCUGUGAGAGCGCGCAAUGGCUUAUAGCAACAGAACGCUACGAUCGCGCUGUGAGUUGUUUAAAGCGCGUGGCCAAAUUUAAUCGUCGCGUGGUUGAGGAAGACGUAUUCACGCAAUUCAGAACAUAUUAUGAGCAAAAAAUGGCAGAGGAAACCAAAUUGAAUAAGAAUAAAGACACUUUUUGGGGUAUGUUCCGCACACCGCGCCUGCGCAAAUUCACCACAAUAAUGUUGAUAAAAUCCGUCAUCAUUACCAUCGCCUUCGACGUGAUCAGCCGCAAUAUGGAAGGCUUGGGCUCAUCACCCUUUCUGCUCUUCUCGCUCACCUCAAUUGCCUACAUACCUGGCGGUUUCACGAUAAUACUACUUCAAAAUCGUAUUGGUCGUAAGGGCAUGGCUUUCGGCUCGCUCUUUGUUAGCGCAAUUAUUGUUACAAUAACUGGUUUCUUGAUCGCUUUCCUCGAUCGUGAACAGAACGCUGUUCUGUUGGCGAUCAUGGUUUCUCUGGGUCGUUAUGGCGUGAUUGUGAGUUAUGAUGCGGAAGCGCAAUAUGCAGCGGAAUUCAUACCAACAACUGUGCGUGGCCGUGGCUUGGCUAAUAUCCAUGUGAUCGGCUAUGGCUUCGCCUCGCUCAGUUCGUAUAUCAUUUAUUUGGGUCACUACUACAAGCCGCUGCCCUCGAUUGUCAUUGCCGCGGUUAUGAUGUGUGGGGCUCUGCUGUGUUUGGCCUUGCCGGAGACGUUAAAUCAGAAACUACCAGAAACGCUAAAGGAUGGCGAAGAAUUUGCAAGACAUCAGCGUUGGUACUAUUUCCCAUGUUUUGAUAGAAGCCGAAAAGAUAAGACGGUUGUUAUCGAAAAUUCGAAUACUCAUUAGAUGAAAAUUUUUGUAAUAUAAAUAGAUUAAUUUAUUUUUUUAACAACGAUAUUAAAUUAGUGGAACCAAAAUAUUUUAAAUUACGGAUUUAGCUUAAGUCUCAUACCAGACAUGUUGCAAACACUUGGGCUUAGUACCCCAUCUAUCGAGCUUGUUUACAAGAUGCUUGCAAGAUCGGUAUAUACACUAAUCUUGGAUGGAGCUCAGUGUGAUAUUUAUUCUUGAAACGGGAAAGCUAAAUCACUUCUCAAAAAACGAUUUUACUUAAGCCAAUAAGUGUUCUUAUCGCAAAGACUUUUCAAACACCGAUUGCAUUAUAGUAUUCGUAUCCCUAGAAUAGAUACAGCACAGAGACCGAUAACCGAGUGAAUGUCACCUAUGCCAUCGCCCAGUCUCUUGGAGAAGGUCUGUACUCUCAAAUCUCAGUACCUUUUCAACGGGAGUGGCAUCCGGAAAAUGAGCGGAAAGCAAGGCAAAGGCCCUUCCCUCUUCUCGCACUGUAUAGGCACCGCUUUGUGUCUCAAUCCCUUGUCUAGUUACUUCAGAGGUAGAUGGACGACCCUCUCAGAACGUUCUAAAACUGUUUAUUUUGGCCUUUCUAAUCUUCUUAUUGUACUCUAUCAGACAAGCCGAGUGCUCGUCCCAUUGCCCUGUGCGUUUGACCUUAGUGAUGAGCCUAUGCAUCCUUUUUCUUAGCGCCAAGGGUUGCCAAAAUCACCAGACGGUUUUGCCCUUACCGAUUGGGUUAAUUUCGGGACACUGGAGUUACGUACAUUAU